Pseudogymnoascus verrucosus is the source of this 2807-nucleotide messenger RNA. RefSeq lists its product as uncharacterized. Gene Ontology annotation, cellular component: RZZ complex. The coding region runs from base 140 to 2764 and encodes 874 amino acids. The record is from RefSeq and is a predicted model, not a curated record. The transcript is spliced from 7 exons. Gene Ontology annotation, biological process: endoplasmic reticulum to Golgi vesicle-mediated transport; mitotic spindle assembly checkpoint signaling. Lineage: Eukaryota; Fungi; Ascomycota; Leotiomycetes; Thelebolales; Thelebolaceae.
UCCAUAUAUUUGAAAAACCAAAGUUCCAAAGAAACCAUUGCAGCCAUGUUGCUUUGAAUGGUUGAGUGAUAUGAUACCUACGACAUACAUUUACGAUUUUAUUAAUGGACCUAUUUUGAGACAACAGCUCUGAGAAAGCAUGGCGGCACCAAAAGCCUUGGGGCAAUCGAUUGCCAACUUCGCCCGCGAUGGAGAGUUUCCGGGAGAUGAGGAAAUCUCCAAAAGUUAUGUAGAAGGGGAAGCUCUUGCAUUGGCAUUGCAAGCCGUGACUGCAGCUAGGUCUGCUCUGGAGGAUGAGAUUCGAAAAACUAGUCGCGAUAGUGCGCCAGAAGUUGAUACCUGGAUCACGAAUGCCCAUGCCCUGCAGGAAGAUAUUGAGAACUCCAAGAACCUUGCUGAGGACAUUGCUCGUGAUGCAGAAGGCGGAGAUGCGUUGCAACGAGCGGCGAGGGAGGACGCUGAACAUGUCGAGUUUCUUGAGAAGGAGGUUCAAUACAAUAACCAGUUGAAAGAGGCGCUGGGCGGAAUCCAGGAUGUCCAGAGAAUGCUGGAUGGGGCCGAAGGCGCAGGCGUUGAAGGCAGACUUCUGGAAGCUCUGAAUAUACUUGCACAAUCAUGGGAGAAGAUGGAAAAUAUCCCCGCACAUGAAAUCACUCGACCGCUAUCAGUAUUGAAUGAGCGGGCGUUCCUGAUCAAGGAAUCUAUCCAUGAGCAAUUCGGCCACAUCUGGAAUACGCUUGUGCAUUUCGAUGAGGAAAUGACCUCUCUAACAGUGGACAACACCAUUAUCGGCCCAACAGAUAUACCUCAGUCGGUUCUCAUAAUGAAGGCUUAUAAAGAGGAUGAUACGAGGAUCAAAAAGUUUUGUGAUGAUUUCGAAACUGCAAUUGUACACCCUCGAGUUCUCAUAGGCUACGGCCCGCUAAAGUCUAUUUCCGUUGAGGGGAAAACCAUACGUGCGUCUGAGGAAGUACCCGCAUCGUUAGGAAUAAGGGAACUUUUUCUUGACCUCGAAAAGAUGAUCCGUUUCCUUUCCGAAAGCUUUCCUCCCGACUUCGCUCAGCCGUUGUCUUCCGUAUUAAUGCCUAAGCUCACCACACUAAUCAGAGAGACAUGGCUUGACUCUGCAGUACCGGUAUCAUUAGAUCGUAUGACCGAUUUCCGGAAUUCUAUUGCUCUCGUUCACGAGUUUGCGGAGACCAUCACUGCCUUGGGAUGGGGCGGAGCAGAUAAUCUCAACGAUUGGGUUGAGAGCUCUCCUCGAUUAUGGGUUGCAAAGCGCAGGGAGACAGCGCUGGAUUCUACAAGGAGGCAGCUAUCGAAGGGUAUUGGACGUACUAAAGGGGUUGAACGAACAGAAACCCAAACUAUCACCGAAUUCAUUGAUGAAGAGCUUCCGGGCGGGGCUGCAAACGAGGGCAAAGAGACAGCCAAACGUGAGGACGACUGGGAUGUUGAGUGGUCAGAUGACGAGGACAAGGGCAAUGAAGACAGCGCCCCAGGAGGCGAUAAAGGCAAGGCCAAAGAAAGGAAUGCUGGGGGAGAAAGCGACGGCGAAGAAAAUACAAGAUCUUCAUCAAGCCUAGGAAGGGAUUCUCCUAAAGAGAGCAACUGGACUGCUGAGGUUUUGAAAGAAGCGGCCCCUGACGACGAUGACGGGGCUGAUGCCUGGGGGUGGGGCGAUGAUGACGAGGAAGAGGCACCUGCGGAAACCCAGGAGGAGCCAGCUCCAAUGCCUGAGAAACCUGAGAUUUCGGAACCCCAGGCGAGAAGAGAAGUGCAGCGAGAGGUAACCUUGACUGAAAAGUACACGGUAUCGUCUAUGCCAGAACCAGUGUUCGAUACCAUCAGGCACAUCAUAGAAGAUGCAGUAACGCUGACGCGCGAAAACCACGAUACAAACCCUGUCAGCGCAGCAGCUGUUGGACUAUUUGGCCUUCCAACUCUAGUGUUAGCCAUGUACCGUGCUUCUGCGCCAGUAUACUACAACCUCGCCCCAGGCGGUAACAUGUAUUGCUACAACGACGCCAUGCACCUCUCCGACCUCCUCAAAGACUUCUCCGCCACCUGGUCCCAACGCACCGACCUCGGCCCCCGCGCAAAAGGCAAAGUUCGCCUCGACGGCGAAGUCCAAUCCCUCCUGAAAUUCAGCCGCGCCGCCUACGGCCGCGAAAUGAGCACCCAGCGCACUAUCAUCACGGACCUCCUCGGCGGCGCGCAGAGCUUCCUCAACCAGGGCGACGACGCUGCCACAGACCAAGUCGCUGUCGAGUCUGUCGUCGCGCACAUCCGCGCCCUUGCCGCGGAGUGGCGCAGUAUUCUCUCUGAAUCCGCGUGGUCCCAGGCUGUUGGAGCGCUGCUAUCUACUGUCGCUCGAAAGAUGAUUCGCGACGUCACUGAUCUUACCGUGCUGGGUGCUGAUGAGGCGUUUCGUGUAGCAUCGUUAAUUGCUCUGGUGACGAAAUUGGAUGAUCUCUUCACACCCGAGGGCGCAGAUGAGGACCCAGAGAACCCGCCUGUGCCGACGACAUCGCACUAUGCGGCGUUCUGGCUUAAGCUGCACUUCCUGAGCGAGGUGCUGCAGAGUAACCUGCGAGACCUGAUGUUUUUGUGGUCGAAGAGCGAUUUGAGUCUUUAUUUUGGGGCGGAGGAGGUGGUGGAUUUGAUUGAGUUGAGCUUUGAGACGAAUCGUCGGACGAAGGAGGCAAUUGCGGAGAUUAGGAGUGAGCCGUUUCCGAGGGGGGUGGCGCCGGAGGAGAUGUGAGAGGGUUGGGGCUGUUGGGAAGGGGGUUGGUAGAUGGUAUGAG